Tetrahymena thermophila SB210 is the source of this 756-nucleotide messenger RNA. Its product is annotated as transmembrane protein, putative. The transcript has a single exon. Lineage: Eukaryota; Ciliophora; Oligohymenophorea; Hymenostomatida; Tetrahymenidae. The record is from RefSeq and is a predicted model, not a curated record.
AUGAAUGCAUAGAUACAUAUCUCCAUUUUGCUCAACGGAUAGAAAACUAUAAAUGCACUCUCUUCCAUGUUGAAGGAAAUUUUCGCAAUCUAUAUAAAGUCUCUUAGUGCUUUACUAAUUAUAUUAAACUUUAACAAAAGGAAGUGCUUUCAUAUUUUAGAGGAAUCCGCAUGGAGGUUGAGAGAAAGGUGUAAAAUUAAAAGCAAUAAUUGUGUUGUAAUAAGAAAUUUUUCCAAAAAGAAAAAUGUUUUUCAAUAUUUAUUAUUAAUCAGACUCAGAUAUUUCAUCUUGACCAUUCAAUACUCUAUAAAGUAGUAGGAUAUCACGUGGGAGACAAGGAUAGUCUAAUUUAAAAGUAGAAAUUAUAUUUUUUACUUUUUUUUGAUCAGAAACGAAUGGUUUUUCAAGUUAUAAGUCUUUAAAAUAAUCUAUAUUUGUAUCUUCAUUUUACUUUUUUAAUAACAGAUUAAUGAUUCUUUUGAAGCUGGUCACUUUUUGCAUAUUCAGCUCAAAAUAUUGCUUGUAAGUAAUAUCAGCAGGCUUUUUAUCAUAAACGAUAUUAUCAUUUUCAAAAUAACUAGAAUGGCAGAUUAUCUUAUAAGUAUAAUCAUUCUACAGCAUAGAGUACAAGCUUUUACAAGAGCAGAGUAGAUUAAAUUAUUAUUUAAGAUUUAAAAAGCUUAAUAUUGCAAAAAUGCAACUUUAGUCUAACUUUUGAAAGGUUUGGUUUUACAUUAUUCUAAAUAAAAUUCUUGA